This is a messenger RNA of Leishmania mexicana MHOM/GT/2001/U1103, 1614 nucleotides long. Its product is annotated as putative T-complex protein 1, theta subunit. Bases 1 to 1614 code for a protein of 537 amino acids. Gene Ontology annotation, molecular function: ATP hydrolysis activity; ATP binding; ATP-dependent protein folding chaperone. Gene Ontology annotation, biological process: protein folding. The record is from RefSeq and is a predicted model, not a curated record. Gene Ontology annotation, cellular component: chaperonin-containing T-complex. The transcript has a single exon. Lineage: Eukaryota; Euglenozoa; Kinetoplastea; Trypanosomatida; Trypanosomatidae.
AUGUCCUUUAUGCAGACAGGCCCGCAGAGCAUGCUGAAGGAUGGCUCGACGUUCGUGGACGAUCCGGUGCUGAAGAAUAUUGAGGCGUGCCGCGAGCUGUCGAAAAUUACGCGCAGCUCCAUGGGCCCGAACGGGCUGUGCAAGAUGGUCAUCAACCAUCUCAACAAGCUGUUUGUCACGCACGACGCUGCCACCAUUUUGCGCGAGCUGGAGGUGGAGCACCCCGCGGCAAAGCUGCUGGUGCAGGCUGCCAACGCCAUGCAAGAGGAGGUUGGUGAUGGCACCAACUUUGUGGUGACACUCUGUGGUGAGCUUCUUUCGCAGGCGGAGUCGCUGGUGCGCAUGGGAUUGCACCCGAGCGAGAUUGUCGAAGGCUACAAGAAGGCGGGCAACAAGAGCCUGGAGCUGCUGGACACGAUGGUGUGCAAGACCACCGAUGACUGCCUCCGAAAGGAGCAGGUGGUGGAUGCGAUCCGUACCUCGAUUGCGUCAAAGCAGUACGGGUACGAGGACUUCCUCGCGGAUCUUGUAGCGGAGGCCUGCAUCAACGUCUCCCCAUCGAACGUUCGCUCCUUCAACGUCGACAACGUGCGUGUGGUGAAACUCGACGGCGAGUCGAUUCUCUCCACGAAGCUCGUCCGUGGCUUCGUGAUCGGCCGCAACACAGAAAGCAGCGUGAAGCACCUCAAGAACGCCAAGGUGGCCGUGUACAGCUGCGCUGUGGACGUGCCGUCGUUGGAGACAAAAGGGACAGCGCUGAUUGAGAAUGCCGACGAUCUCAUCCAGUACUCACGCAAGGAGGAGGAGAUUAUGCUGGAGAUUAUCUCGAACAUUCACAAGUCUGGUGCGAACAUUAUCGUUUCGAACUCCAGCUUUGGCGAUCUGGCGCUGCACUUCAUAAAUCGCUUCGGCAUGAUGGCGGUGCGCGUCCCAUCCAAGUUCGAUCUUCGUCGUCUUUGUGCCGCCGUUGGCGCUCGCGUGUUGACCCGCCUAGACGCGCCUUCUAUGGAGGACAUGGGCGCAUGCGACUCGGUGGACGUGCUUGACAUUGGUGGCAAGAACGUGACGGCGUUUGCCCAGGACAAGGACGACUCGAAGCUCUCCACGAUUGUGGUGCGCGGCGCCACGCAGAACGUCUUGGACGACGUAGAGCGCGCCAUCGACGACGGCGUGAACGUGUUCAAGGCUUUGACGAAGGACAAGCGGCUUGUGGCGGGUGCCGGCGCGGUAGAAAUGGAACUGCAGAAAGAGCUUACCCUCUAUGCCGAAGCGAACCCUGGUCUCGACCAGUACGCUGUGCGCAAGUAUGCGUCCAGCUUCGAGGUGGUGGCUCGCACCCUUGCCGAGGUUAGUGGUUUCAACGGUACCGAUAUGGUGACGCAGCUAGAGGCCGACCACAACGCUGGGAAGAAGCACCAGGGUGUGAAUCUGAGCGAUGGCACCACGUUGGAUGCCCUGGAGGCGGGCAUUGUGGAGCCCCACAUGGUCAAGUUCUGGGCAAUUAGGCUAGCCACCGACACCGUAAUCACGGUGCUUUCUGUGAACCAGAUCAUCGUGGCGAAGCAGGCCGGUGGCCCCAAGAGCCGUCCGGACGAAGCACGCGACGCAGACUGA